AAAUAUAAUAAAAAUGCCUUUGGCUGUUCAUAACAACGCCCUCUCCGCCGGUCCCCUCCGGCUAGGCUCUCCGGCCGUCGAAGCAUUAGUUUCGGCCGGGCUCCGGGCGACCGACAGUAUAAGCCGUCGUCAUGCCCUGAGAAGACUAGACAGACAGCUCUCGCGGCGAAACCACAAAUCUGCGCUCUCUUUGGUCAAGCAGUUGCAGGGUAAGCCUGGUGGUCUCCGUGCCUUUGGAGCCGCCAAGCAGAUACUUCAAAGAACCACAUCCAUGGAUGAAUCGAAGUUCGGCAAAAUGGAUUUAUCUUUCCUACAGCCUUUGGUUGACUCAAUAUUUGAUUCAAUAAGAAAAAGCAUUCAGUUUGGAUUUCUGGAUGAGGUGUCGCUUGAAGAAAUGGAGAGUUUAACACCUAGAGAGAGCAAAGAGUCAUUUUAUGAAAAAUAUUAUCAAAGAUGUAUGCAACAUGAGGCUGGCCAUUUUCUAGUGGCUUACUUGUUGGGGGUUCUUCCAAGAGCAUAUAAGAUACCAAGCAUGGAAGAUUUGAUGCAGGACAACUUUACAGGGGGGAGGGUAGAGUUUGUAGACUUUGAGUUUCUUAAUGACGUCAAUAAAGACAAAAAAUCAUUAACGGCAUUAAACAGGGUUUGUUGCAUAAUCUUAGGAGGACUGGUGGCAGAGCAUCUGGUAUUUGGCUUCUCCAAGGGAUUUCAUUCUGAUGUUCGAGAGUUGGACAGAAUGCUGAAAUUGUCAGGCCUCGCAGAGGGAGAAAUGGAUUCUCGAGUGAAAUGGGCUGUACAGAAUGCCAUAUUAAUUUUGCAUUGUAAUCAUGCAGCUAGAACAAGGCUGGCAGAUGCCAUGGCAUCUGGAAGGUCAGUUGGUUUCUGUAUUGAUACAAUAGAGAAUGCUACAAAUGGAGAUGAAAUUUAGAUGAUACUUGAUCUUGACGAUGUUGUUUUUGAUCCAUUGAAGAUUUUACUUUGAAAAGCAUUUGGUAUGUUGGCUUGAGAAACCUUAAGUGCCGGUACAAGCAUGUUUCUGAAAUCUCAGACAUAGUGGGGGUGUUCAACAAGCCGACCAACCUGCCUAACCCGACCAAUCCAAAUUGAAUCGGCCCAAAAAAUUGGUUUUUCAAAUGGUUUGUGGGUCGUUUGGCUGUUUCCUAUUUUGCAUAACUGGAUCGUAUGGGUUGGCUUGCGAGUUUAGUGUCUAAUCCACCCAACCCGACCCGAAUCGUCUCUUUAUGUAUAUAUAUAUAUAUAUAUAUAUAUAUAUGUCUACAAGUAUUCAAGACUUGAGAAAUAAUGAAUGAGAUAAACUAUGAAAUUGGCACAUGUAUUUUGGAAUGUUUUAACUCUUAUAUUUUUAAUUUUAUUUUUAUUGUAGAAAUGUUUAUGGAUAUGAUGUUUUAGUCAUUUUAGAACAUAAUAGAUAUAUUUUGUACUUUAUGAA
Malania oleifera is the source of this 1450-nucleotide messenger RNA. RefSeq lists its product as uncharacterized. Gene Ontology annotation, molecular function: metalloendopeptidase activity; ATP-dependent peptidase activity; ATP binding. Gene Ontology annotation, biological process: proteolysis. The transcript is spliced from 7 exons. Bases 14 to 928 code for a protein of 304 amino acids. Lineage: Eukaryota; Viridiplantae; Streptophyta; Magnoliopsida; Santalales; Ximeniaceae. The record is from RefSeq and is a predicted model, not a curated record.